Messenger RNA from Olea europaea var. sylvestris, 1550 nucleotides. RefSeq names its product probable galacturonosyltransferase-like 7. The transcript has a single exon. Gene Ontology annotation, molecular function: glycosyltransferase activity. The record is from RefSeq and is a predicted model, not a curated record. NCBI's taxonomy places the organism in Eukaryota, Viridiplantae, Streptophyta, Magnoliopsida, Lamiales, Oleaceae. Gene Ontology annotation, cellular component: Golgi apparatus. Bases 390 to 1442 code for a protein of 350 amino acids.
GAACCCACAAAACCUGUAAACAAAAAAAAAAAAAGCAAAAAGUAAAACGCCUCCUUCCUCUUCUUCCACAGUCUCUCUCUCUCUCUCUGCUUCUUCACCUUCUAGAGGGGGAGAGAAUGGGAGCGAGCGAGUGCUGAUACACACGUCGCCGCAUUAUAGAACCAGACCCUUCUUUUAAUCUCUCCUUUUCAAAUUUCAACUCUCAUUCCAUUUCUUGAUUGAUUGAUUCUCCCUUUUCACUUUCUCACUGAUGAAACUUCUUCGCUUACCUCCCAGGGUAUUCCAUUGGAGAGAAAUCACAAAAAAAGCGAAGAUCAAUUUCUACUAGGUGUUUCAGAGUAAACUAUAAAUUUCCCCAAUUCUCUUCAAAUUAGAGAAGAAGAAAAAAUAUGCUGUGGAUUAUGAGAUUCUCUGGCUUUUUCUCCGCGGCAAUGAUGAUGAUUGUACUCUUUCCUACUCUGCAAUCCUUCCCUCCGAUUGAAUCCUCCCUCAAAUUCUCCUUUCGAAAGGCUCCACCAUUUCGCAAUGCCGAUCAAUGUAAUUACCCAACAUUUGGAAAAUUAGGCGUUUGCGAUCCCUCUGUUGUACAUGUUGCGAUUACCCUUGACGUUGAAUACUUACGGGGUUCGAUCGCUGCUGUUCAUUCGAUUCUGCUGCAUUCAAAAUGUCCAGAAAAUGUCUUCUUUCAUUUUCUUGUUUCGGAGACCACUCUCGAAACCCUAGUCCGAUCCAUCUUCCCCAAAUUGAAUUUCGAAUCCUAUUAUUUCGAUCCGGAGAAGGUUCGCGGAUUGAUCUCCAGUUCUGUUAGACACGAACUAGAACAGCCGUUGAAUUACGCGAGAAAUUACUUGGCGGAUCUUCUGGAGCCUUGUGUCAGGCGGGUGAUUUACUUGGAUUCGGAUCUUGUACUGGUUGAUGAUAUUACGAAGCUUUGGAGUACAAGCUUGGGGAAGAAGACGAUCGGAGCACCCGAAUAUUGCCAUACAAACUUCACUAAAUACUUCACCGGAUAUUUCUGGUCGAAACCGCGAUUUUCCGGCUUGUUUUCGCGGCGGAACACCUGUUAUUUCAACACCGGAGUUAUGGUUAUAGAUCUAAGUAAAUGGCGGCGCUUCGGAUACACGCGGCGGAUAGAGAAGUGGAUGGAGAUACAGAAGACAAGCCCAAGCAGAAUUUACGAGCUCGGCUCGCUGCCACCGUUCUUGCUGGUUUUCGCUGGACACGUAGCCGCUAUCGAGCAUCGUUGGAAUCAACAUGGCUUGGGAGGCGAUAAUGUGAGAGGAAGUUGCCGUGACCUGCAUGCCGGUCCUGUGAGUCUGCUGCAUUGGAGCGGUUCCGGUAAGCCGUGGCUCCGGCUCGACUCCAAGCAGCCGUGCCCCCUGGACUCGUUGUGGGCCCCUUACGAUUUGUAUGGACACGGCUCCUAUUUUUUUCUUCUGUGAUUAUACUAUUACAAAUUACUGUCGCGAUUAGAGUGCCUCAGGCCACAUGUAUGUAUGUAUUAUUUGUACACUAAAAUAUUCUGAAAAUAAAAUGGAAUGAUUCUUUUC